AUGCGUGCUCUCCUUGUGGUCCUGAUUUGGGCCUCCGUCGUCGCAGCUGGACUAAAACGGGGGAAACCUUUGAAGCACGUUGAUACGAAUCGAGUGCCAAACGAUCCACCACCACCGCCCAAGCCAGCCGAGUACAAGUACGCCUCGGUUUGCAUCAACACCACCGACACCACUCGGCUUGUGCUUGAAUGGGAGAAAAAGUGCUCGAACGAUCGUCAGGUGGCUCUUGGCAAGUACAGCAAUCAAGUCAAUCAGACAGGAUGGGGAAUUCUUGAGAUUGAGACUUUUUCUGGAUAUCCGAUGGACCAACAAGCCUAUGCUGCCGGCGUUGCUGAGGGAGCGCUCACCAAAUUGCAAAUCUAUUACCACUAUCGUAACACAAUUGAGGACUUGUGUCUUGGAUAUAGCAAUUACUGUAAGCAACUUUAUCAAUACUUGACCGCGAAUCUCGAUUGGCUGCGCACCGAAGUGAUGAAUCAACCGGAAAACGAUCCUUAUUGGCGACAUGUCAACUUGACUUUUGCCCAAAUCACUGGAAUGUAUGAUGCGUACACAAAUCGUACCUUGACUCCGGCUAUCGGAUUUGACCUUCAUCCCAUUUUGAUGAUUCAACUCUCCGGCGAGCUUUUCGAUUUGAACAAAAAGUUCAACAAAACACCCGAUCCACUCGAGUACCCAGAAGCUGGACGAUGCUCGGGACUUGUGAAAAUUGCUGAUGGCAAUAAGGAUAUGUUCUUCUCGCAUGUCGCGAUGAGUGGACUAAACACGAUGAACCGAAUCUUGAAGCUCUACAAAUUCGGCUAUGACUCAAAAGAAGUGCCUGGGUAUACGGUGUCGUUCUCUGGCUAUCCGGCUGCUCUCGCUUCAGCUGACGAUUAUUCCCUGAUGAGCUCUGGAUUGUCCUCAAUCGAAACUACAAUUGCGAUUUUCAAUCAAAGUCUUUAUGAGAACUAUAUCAGUCCAAAGGGACAAGUACAUUGUUGGGUUCGAUCGUUUAUCAGCAAUGCUUUGGCACGAACAGCGAAAGAAUGGGUGGAGAUUUUCCGACGUUACAAUUCGGGCACUUACAACAACCAGUGGACGGUGCUUGAUUGGACAAAGUUCACUCCUGGGCAACCAAUUCCAGACACCGAUGUUCUCUGGGUGCUUGAACAGACACCAGGAUUCACUUCGAUCGCUGAUGUGACGUGGUUCUUGAAAAAGUUCUCUUAUUGGCCUUCUUACAAUAUCCCUUAUCUUACCGAUAUCAAUAUCAUUUCUGGAUUCAAUAUCAAGGGUCGUCAAGCUGAUUGGUACAAAUGGGGCGGAUCUCCACGAGCUCGUAUGUUUGAGCGUGAUCAUCACAAAGUACAAGACAUCGACUCACUCACGAAAUUGAUGCGGUACAACGAUUACCAGAAAGAGGAGUUCGCUCGGUGCAAGUGCUCGCCGACACCGUACACUGCUGAGGGUGGUAUCUCUGCGCGGGGUGAUCUGAAUCCACAAAACAACACCUGGGAAGUGGACAGCAUGAGUUUCCGCAACCAUGCCGGACUCGACUAUAAGGGUUGCAACUUCGAGAUGUUCAAGCGGUUGGCUUUCCGCGCCUGGGGCGGACCCACAAAUGACAAUGUGCCCACAUUCGACUGGAAGACAACGAAAGUCGUUGCUCGACACUUUGGACAACCAGACGUUUGGAAUUUCACUUAUGUCGAUCUCGCUUGGGAAACCAAGGUUGGAGUCGAUUUCUUCACAAAAGCCGAGAAAAGCAACUCUGAUGAAAGUGAAUCGGCUGAGGAUUUU
This is a messenger RNA of Mesorhabditis belari, 1782 nucleotides long. NCBI's taxonomy places the organism in Eukaryota, Metazoa, Nematoda, Chromadorea, Rhabditida, Rhabditidae. The record is from the annotation of a GenBank genome assembly.